AUGGGCGCACCACUGCAGAACCCUAUGGAGGCGCCAUUUCGGUGGUGGGUGCGCAGUAAGCUGCUCGUUGUAGACAGGUUACCAGUCACGCCGUCUCCAGGGCUUCCAACAGCUGACGGAAAGGCUGAGUAUCAUAACCCGUUACGGUUCCCCAAAACAAAAUCUGUUCGUCCUGGUCCAGCAGAGCAACGAACAUUGCCUGGCGAAUUUCAUCAUAGUAUCUCAGAAAAUUACUAUUACAAUAGGGACAAUGGUUGUAAGACAACACGAUGCAGUUCAAGUGAACAAAGGACCAUCUUGCGAAUUUUGGUUCACCAGCGCCUACACCGGGUUUUGGAUAUGAGUGGAAGCGAACACGUGAUGAAGAGCUUCAGACACAAAGAGAAGACCCAGAUCUGUCUCGCCUGGAACGUUUCGAUAGAUUCGCAGCCAGCAAAUAAAUCGAUUCAAAUGUAG
Messenger RNA from Ostertagia ostertagi, 456 nucleotides. The record is from the annotation of a GenBank genome assembly. Lineage: Eukaryota; Metazoa; Nematoda; Chromadorea; Rhabditida; Trichostrongylidae.